Lactuca sativa (garden lettuce) is the source of this 624-nucleotide messenger RNA. Lineage: Eukaryota; Viridiplantae; Streptophyta; Magnoliopsida; Asterales; Asteraceae. The record is from RefSeq and is a predicted model, not a curated record.
AUGCAUCCAAAGAAGUCCAACAGAAAGAACAACAAUCCACCACCGCCACCACCUACUCACUAUGAUCCUACUGUCUUCCAAGCAGUAGUAACAGCCGUUGUGGCUGCCGUUAUGUCACAAAUCAAUGCAAGUGGCACUAGCAGGGUGGGUAGUGGUGCCAAUCCUUCUAACCACAGAAAUAGUCGUGGACACCCUAAAGAGUGUUCCUAUAAGGACUUCACGAACGCUAAACCUCGAUCCUUCAAUGGCACUGGAGGUAUCAUAGCCUUAACGUGUUGGUUUGAGAAGACCAAAUCAAUAUUCAAAAUCUGUGCGUGCCCCAAGUCUAGCAAGGUGAAGUUUGUUGUGUAUACAUUCACAGACAGAGCUCUUACUUGGUGGAACAGCCAAGUCAAGUCCCUGACUCUCCCAAUAGCCAAUGCAAUGAGUUGGGAAGAUAUGAAAGAACAAAUGCUAGCGGAAUACUACCCGAGGGGCAAGAUGCAAAAACUGGAGCAGGAGCUCUGGAGUCUGAAGAUGAAUGGCUCCGAUAUUGCCGCUUACAUUGCUAGGUUCAGUGACCUGGCUCUUCUGUGUCCCGGGAUGGUCACGCCGGAAAGCAAGAAGGUGGAAAGAUACAUAUGA